This is a messenger RNA of Scylla paramamosain (green mud crab), 11926 nucleotides long. It is a transcript of the gene Plc21C, whose product is annotated as 1-phosphatidylinositol 4,5-bisphosphate phosphodiesterase classes I and II-like. The transcript is spliced from 29 exons. Bases 225 to 3863 code for a protein of 1212 amino acids. Lineage: Eukaryota; Metazoa; Arthropoda; Malacostraca; Decapoda; Portunidae. Gene Ontology annotation, biological process: release of sequestered calcium ion into cytosol; lipid catabolic process; phosphatidylinositol-mediated signaling. Gene Ontology annotation, molecular function: phosphatidylinositol-4,5-bisphosphate phospholipase C activity; calcium ion binding. The record is from RefSeq and is a predicted model, not a curated record.
CACAGCUCUAAUAUAAUAUACAACGUGUAUGUUUGUAUGUAUGUAUGUAUGUACGUUGCAUUGAAUCACUAAAUCAAUAACAUUCAACGUUAUUUCUCUCUCUUCUUGGCCAGCAGCACCACCACCACCACCACCACCACCACCACCACCACCACCACAACCUCCACCACCACCACCACCACCACCUUCAGCACGACCAUUCCUACCAAGACAGUUCUGCUGGCAUGCCCGUCACUCUCAAGGUGGACCCCCAAGGCUUCUACCUCUAUUGGAAGAACAGCAGCAACGCAGACGCAGAGACAGAGGUGCUGGAUAUAAUGACCAUCAGAGACACACGCAGAGACAAGUUUGCCAAAGUCCCCAAGGACCCCAAGCUAACUCUUCGCGGCGGCGGCUCCACAGAGAUGAUGGAGCCCAAGUGUUUGACAAUAGUGCACGGAAACAGUUUCGUUGAUGUCAGUUUCUGCAACUUCAUAGCACAGAAGCCCGAAAUUGCCAAGCUUUGGGCGGACGAGAUCUUGAGGAUGGCUUAUAAUUUGGUGGCCAUCAACGCCUCGCCCAUCACCUUCCUCAGCAAAGCCUACACGAGACUCAGGCUCGCUGCGGACAGAAAUAACAAAAUCUCCGUGAAAAACAUUAUCAAGCUCUUCGCACGCCACGGGGAUGACAGAAAGAAGGUCGAGACAGCUCUAGAUGUCGCUGGUGUACCUUCCGGAAAAAACGACACUGUGUCCAUAGAGAAGUUCACAUGGGAAAUGUUCCUGCAGUUCUACCACAAGCUGACCAACAGGCUGGAGGUGGAGCGAGUCUUCUGUUUACUUACGGAUCAGGAGUACAGCACUGACCCAAAGUUCAGGCCCAAGGGGAUGAACAUUGAACAGCUGGUGAAAUUUCUCAAUGAAGAGCAGAGGGACCCACGCCUCAACGAAAUUUUGUACCCAUAUGCUGAUGCCGCCAAGGCCAAGGAGGUGAUCCGAGACUACGAGCCGGCUAAGGAGAACAUCACCAAGAAUGUGUUGAGCAUCGAGGGAUUCCUAAAGUACCUGAUGUCAGAUGAGAACACUGUGAUUUCCAUGGAGAUGGCUGACCAGUACGCUGACAUGGAGCAGCCUCUCUCACACUACUUCAUCAACUCCUCCCACAACACGUACCUCACAGGCCACCAGUUCACAGGCAAGGCCUCAAUAGAGAUGUACAGGCAGUGUCUCCUGGCCGGCUGCCGCUGUGUGGAGCUGGACUUCUGGAAUGGCAAGCUGGAGGAGCCUGUCAUUGUCCACGGUUUCACUCUCGUGCCAGAAAUCAGUGCCAAGGAUGUGAUAGAAAGCAUUGCCGAGUCUGCCUUCAAGACCUCCGAGUGGCCUGUGAUUCUGUCCUUUGAGAACCACUGCAACCCUCGCCAGCAGGCCAAGAUUGCCAACUACUGCAGGGAGUUCUUUGGUGACAUGUUGCUAGACUCUCCAUUGGAUAACUUCCCUCUGGACCCCGGUGUUCCCCUGCCAAGCCCAAAGAGUUUGAAACGUAAGAUUAUCAUCAAGAACAAGAAGAAGCACCGUACACACCACCACCCCAAAGUGAAUACACAGCCCAGCCAUUCCCAGUUCCACGUGGAUCUGAACCCCACUACACAACCGAGGCCCACAGAGAUGCAGGGCAACGGAGAGAUACCCAGACCUCUGAUGGAGAAGGAGGGAUCCAGGGAAUCCUCUGAGGAAGAGAAUGAAGUAGCUAAUGCCUUUCCUCACCUGGCCAGGCUGAUAGGAGAAAUACCUGAUGGGGGAGGAGGAGAGGAUGUGGAGAGUUCCAGCUCAGAUGAAGAAAAUCAACUCACACUGGAGGAGAUACAAGAGAGAGGCUCCACCAAUCCUGACCAAGGUGGUGAUGCUGAGGAGGAAGCUGGAGCAGAAAUAUCAGCUCUAGUCAAUUACGUUCAGCCAGUUCAUUUCCACUCGUUUGAAGCAUCAGAAAAGAGAAGCAGGAGCUACGAAAUGUCAUCCUUUGUUGAAACACAGGCCAGCAACCUUCUGAAGGAGUCACCAAUUGAGUUUGUCAAUUACAACAAACGGCAGUUGUCUCGAGUGUAUCCCAGAGGAACUCGAGUUGACUCCUCCAACUUUCUCCCUCACCAGUUCUGGAAUGCUGGGUGUCAGCUGGUGGCCCUCAACUAUCAGAGUCUUGAUCUCGCCAUGCAGUUGAACCUUGGCAUCUUUGAGUUCAACAGCCGGUCAGGAUACUUACUGAAGCCUGACUUCAUGAGGAGACCCGACAGAAGGUUUGAUCCCUUUGCCGAGUCCACUGUGGACGGCAUCAUUGCUGGCACUGUGUCUGUCAAGGUUAUAUCCGGACAGUUUCUGUCUGACAAGCGGUCUGGCUGCUACAUUGAGGUGGAGAUGUACGGGCUGCCAGCAGACACUGUUCGUAAGAAGUUCAAAACCAAGAUUGUGCAGAACAACUGUAUAAACCCUGUGUGGGAUGAGGAGCCAUUUGUAUUUAAGAAGGUGGUGUUGCCUGAGCUGGCCACGCUGAGGAUAGUGGCAUAUGAGGAGGGUGGCAGAGUCAGUUUAGGCCACAGAGUGCUACCUAUCGUUGGCCUCAGACCGGGAUACAAACACAUCACACUGCGAAAUGAGGCUGGCCAGCCACUGGGCAUCUCAACGCUCUUCUUAUAUGUCAAGGUUGGGGAUUACGUGCCACAUGGUCUUAUUGACUUUGCUGAGGCCUUGGCGAACCCUAUCAAGUACCUGAGUGAGCUGGACAAGAGGGCAAAGCAACUGGAAGUGUUUGACGAUGAUGAAGACACAGAGCAGGAGGGCGGUGACAAGGAUGUCCCAGAGGCCCCCAGCAAGCAGCGCGACUCCUUCAGGAUGAGUCAGGGGGCAGGUGGGGGUGGUUCGCUGGGUGCUGGCGAGGACGGGCAGAAGGGAGCGGCUAGAACCAAGAGUAAUGGGGAGGUUCCUGACAGCAGCAGCACGCGUGAGAACACUCCACUCGGCCCACGUCGCGAGAACUCUAUCACACCCAGGGUUCCCUUAAAGCAAAGUGAAGACAAGCCUGACCGGGAUAAGGAGGGUUCUCUGACUCUCCUAGAAACAAGCAAACUACUCAAUGAACCAGAGAGGUUAGAAAAACUGUGGACCCAUAAAAGUGUGAGAGAGAAAAAAGUUGAGCUCGAUAAGAGUCUGGAGAAGUUGAAGAAGAAAUAUGAAAAGGAGCGACAAACUCUUGAACAACAGCAGCAGAAGAAGAAAAGUCAGCUUCAAAAGUCUCAUUCAAAACUUGUCAAAAAAUAUUCGUCUGGCAAAACCACAGACACUGUGGGGCUGGUAAAUAGGGAAAGCUCCCAGGAAUUUGUCAUGAUACAAGAGGAGCUGGAUACCCGCUUGCAGGAGCUGGAGAAGACACACCAAGCAAGCCUCAGUGAGCUCGGCCAGGCUCUCAUUAUCAAUGAGAAGAAGCUGCAGGAAAAGUACCAUGAACCUAUAUUCACUGCCCUGGAGAAAGUGAUGAGGAUGUCCCAGUCGGCACAGCUCAAAGCCUUACAGAACUUGCACGAUAAGCAGGUGGACGAAAUCAAGCACCGGACAGAGGAGCAGCUCAGGGAGAAGAGGAAAGGCCUUGACAAGUCCACAGGCGACAAGGAGGAACUCAACAGGAAAAAACGAGAAAUCAGCAAACAGAUAGUGGAGGAAGGCAUCAAGGAGAGACAGCAACUAACAGACAUCCAUGACAAGAAAAAAUUGGAACUGGAGAAGCAGCAUGAAGACAUCCGGAAUCAGUUUGAGGAGGAGAAGUCAAAGGCGAGAACAGCCAUCAAUACUGAUUAUGAUGAGAGGCUACGGAAGUUCAUGGAGACUCAGACAUUAUAGGUCUCUUUGGAAGACAAGAUAACAGAAGCUGCUCGUUCCAGUAUUACGGCAAUUGAUCUGCCAGCUGCUGAGUAGUUACAGCCCAUCAGCCUGUUAUCAGUUGGAGCCUUUGGUUGGGCAGACAACAGGUGUGUGGAGCACCAAGCCUACACAGAUCCUGCCACACACUUGCUCUGUCAGCUGAGUAACACACCCCCAAGGAUGUCUGUCUGUGACCCUCCCUCCUGGGGACUGGAGUUCAGAAGCUUUAUGUAUGUGGGUCUUCAAUACUAGUCACUGUCUAGAGGAAAUCACUAGCACUACCCAUGUAAACCAUGUGUUUAGGAUUCAUGUAAGUGUGGGUGUAUUAUGUACAGUGUAAUUCUGAUGAGAGUUUUUAUAUUUGCUGUAAACUAGAAACUUGACAUUAGAAGCUGACUAAAGUUAAACACUUGCUUUGAAUGUUUUGGGGUUGAAAUCUGGGUGAAUGUUAUGGCCAUCGGUCAUAAAAAGAUAGAUUAGAGUGCUUGACCCUAGAACUGCCAAUGGACUCGCUUUCAGUGCAAAGGACAACGCUCUCCUUGUUUUUGAAUGAAGUGUAACACUGAAAGCACUCUUUUGAUUCAUAUAAUUUUAUAAAGCUUUCCAUAGAUAUAGGUUUUAAUUGAUUUUUUUUUUUUCCCUCUUUGUUUUUAAUAUUUUACAUACUUGAGUGUAGUAUGUAACCCUUUUGACACUUACCUCUUUAUAGCAACCCUUUGCAAAUAUGUACAUUUAAAGCUUUUAAAUAGCACAAGCAUUCAGUGUGAUGGAUACUUCUACUUUCCAUGUAUUAUUCAUCCAUCAUUGAUAAUGUUUCCUACCAAGCAGGAUGUGUAGUGGUGUGAGUCAGCACAGCACAAGCUGAUGACUCAAAAAGGAAAAGUUAGACUUGUAGCAUAAUCUUAUAGAGAACAGCUGAGUUUUUCAAUAAUCCUGUCCUGAAAACUUGCAAGCCCUGUGUCAUGGGGGGUGAGUGCCAACAGUGCAGUUGCUGAGUGCCAUGAAAGGUAACUUUUUGUAUAGGUCUCUCUUGACUUGGAUACAGUUGCAGAGGGUCUUGUCAUAAAUUAUUGAAGCCCCUGCAACAUGUGUAACUUAAGACUUGCAAGUAGGGGCUGUAUGAGACAGAACAGGCAAUCAGCAAUAUUUAUUGAGUCGUUGCUUUCACGUAAAUGUUGAUUCACCAUUAACUCAAUGCUGUUCCAAAGUCCUCAGUGCAGGAACUGCUUUUCCCUCAUGCAUUGCCGGUGUGCUCACUCUGGGACAGAAUGUGUUCCUCAUCUGUAAAUAAGGAUCUAUUCAUUAUGCAUGGUAAUCCACAAAGAUAUGUACAUGUCCCUGUUUUCUCUGAUGGUUCUUUCCAAGGGUUGGCUGCUACAGGUCCCUUGUCCCUUCCUUUCUUCAUACCUAUAUUCUCAUAGCUUCCUUAUCUCUUUUCAUUCAGAUUUUGCAUCCACUCCAUGUGUUUCAUCUUUCCAUGGUGUUGCACACUAUAAGCUGAUACAAUGCAUAUAAAAAGAUUACCUUGAAUACUCAUAAUCACUAUUUCUUGUUUCAUCUUGUCUUUCUUUGCAUACUGUUUUCCCAUCCAUUACUUCAUUCAGGCUCUUCAAUAGAAAAUUAAUUUUAAAACUCCAUAUAUUAAAAUUAUAUAUACUUGCAUGCAUACCCAUCCUUUCACUCUUGCCAAGUAUAUUCAUGUUCUUCCACUCAAGGUGCAAGUACACUUCCCUCCCUAUUGAUGACUCUGAUGAGUUUGUUAUUGGUACCCUUCUCAACAUCUUCUCAUAAGUGACUCAUCUUUCUCAAUUUACCGGUGAACUCCUCCAUGUCACCUUAACAUAAAAUAUGCAUUUUCCAGUUUCAAAAUAUGCAAAUUUUCCUUACACAAAGAAUACACACUUUGUUUAUUACAUUAGUAUUUAAAGCAGCCACCCUAUUUUAUAUAGUUUUCCUUUGACAGUGCUACCAAGUCCUUUUCCAAACCUCUCUCUUUUUUUAUUUUUUUCCACUCCCAAAAGCCACUACUGCCAGGCAAGCAAAGAUUGUUCCAACAGAGACAGUGGGCUGCCUUACUGUCUGCCUGUCUAUGUGUAGCUCUUCAAAAGCAUCUCUUGAUAUUACAGUGCUUAUCGUGGUCUGAUUCUACUAAAAGACACUGAGCAUAUACGUAUACUAUAAUGUGAAGAAGUGGGCUGUCUCAUAACCUUGGGCAGUGAGGUGUCUGUUGAGGUGUGAACACAGGACAGGCACACACUGCCUACCCAUACUGUUUUUCUUCAUGCUUAGAUCAUAAGCAAGCAUCCAUCUGUGGACACACACACACACACACACACACACACACACACACACACACACACACACACACACACACACACACACACACACACACACACAUCUGGAGAUGUUUUUUUUUUUUUUUUUCAGAUAAUCAGUUAAAUCACGAUGUGACAUAUUGAAAAUUCUAUUAGGCAAAAAUCUAUUUAGGAGUUCUGAGCAGUUCUAGGGUUGAGAGAGAGAGAGAGAGAGAGAGAGAGAGAGAGAGAGAGAGAGAGAGAGAGAGAGAGAGAGAGAGAGAGAGAGAGAGAGAGAGAUGGGUAUCUCUUAUUAUAUUAUUUUUUAUUGAAAUAUGCUAUUUAUUUAUAAGGUGUUAGUUCUCCCAUCAAGUCCUCUGCUAUCAUAGGUUACAGUAAAGGUUAUACAUAUGCACAUUACCUUCAGUAUUUAAGAAUUCAGUGUGUUAAAAGGAAUGCUAGAUAUGUUUUGUAUAAUAUUGGUUUGUUUCUGUAUAUUUAUAACCUGAAGGUACUGAAUUGUUACUUGGUACCAUUCUUAUGUUGUAAAUUACAGUGUAAUUCAUAAAGCAAUUUAAUUUUUAAGUGCAGGGUUAUGGAGAUACCAUAGAAUCUUUUCAGAUAGUUUAUGCAGUGAUGAAAAAAAUGGUUUUGGCUGCUUCCAUUAUUAUUAUUAGGAACUGCAUAUAAAUUUUAUGCUACUUUAAGCAUUGACCUCCAAGAUUGAACUGUCAUGAUCUUGUUCAUAGUGUUAUAUAUUCUGUUACAUAUAGUACAUAAAGUUUAUUGUUUGGAGAGGAACAAAGUUGUAAGCAGUCAUUAAUAUUGUCAUUAAUGUUGUUGAGAAUUGUACCUGUAUAGUAAAUCCAUUCAGUUUUUAAUAUAAAUCCAAUGAUUUAUAUCAGUAAUAAUAUAGAUGCAAGUGUCUAUGGUAAUUGUACUAGGCAUUUUUAAAUGUAAAAGUGUUAAGAGGCUGCAUUCAACAAUUUUCUCUUGACUACACACUACUCGCAAUGUUUUCUGUCGUGCUCAAAAUGCUUGUGAAGCUCCAAGUUAUUUGCCACACUGUCCUCACCUCCUUUGUGAGUCUCAGCCAGACAUGCACUUGUAUUUGUGUUGUGGAAACUGUACAGACCACAAAAACAAGCCAAUAUAAAUCAUUGUAUGUCAAGGAUGUACCGUAGUAAAAAUGGUCUUUGUUGCUAGGGACUAAAUUGUUUGCCCUGUUAUCAUCAUAAGAAAGUUUGAUGAAGGCAAUUCAUUUAUACUGGAAAAGAAUUUAGUUGACACAAGUGUGUAUAUGUGCUAGACUUGCAAGCAUAUGGUAAUUGGCUCUCUCCUGUGUUGGCUGUUCCUGGAGCUUCACUUCCAUUAGUGCUGUAGUGGUUCUUCCAGUGCAGGUGUGAUUCACUGGCACAAGAUAUUUAGUUACCGUACUGCUUUAUUGAAGCACAAACAAAAGUGAAUCAGUCACCUCUUAUUUCAAUUGAAUGUAAGUACUUCAAAAUGACUGCCUUUAGGUGUGUGUGUGUGUGUGUGUGUGUGUGUGUGUGUGUGUGUGUGUGUGUGUGUGUGUGCGUGUGCGCGCAUGCGCACACACACUGCAGAUACCAGCUUGUAUUGCCUGAGAGUUACCAUCAUAUGAAGUGAGAAAAGCUUGACCUAAUGUUCAGCUGUGAAUCUAAUCAGUCCAGUCUGAAGAUCAUACAGGUAAUUCUUUUGUAAUUAAGAUAGAUACUUAUGAAUAACCGAAGAUCUCUGUGACAUAUAAGAACAAUAGCUUAAAUAGAGUGUUGCCAAAAGAUUAGUUGAUAUUAUUCCACAUUUUACUUAUCAUAUGGCAGAGCAGAAUGUGAUGCAGAUGUGUUUAUAUGGGAGCUCAAAAAGUAGAUUACUGACAGGACAGCUCUUUUGAUUCAUAGAGUUAGAAAGAGUUUCCAAAAUUAUUCAAGAGCAGAUUCAUAUCAACAUAGGAAGAUUAAAGUAGAAGGUUAAGGGGUAUCUGUGUGUGUGUGUGUGUGUGUGUGUGUGUGUGUGUGUGUGUGUUUUCUUCCUUCUCUCUCUCUCUCUCUCUCUCUCUCUCUCUCUCUCUCUCUCUCUCUCUCUCUCUCUCUCUCUCUCUCUCUCUCUCUCUCUCUCUCUCUCUCUCUCUCUCUCUCUCUCUUCUAUUUUUGUCACAGAAAUUACUUGCAAUGACUAUUUUGACUAUUUUUUCUAUUUAUUUAUUUGUAUCAACAGUAAAUUUUGGUAGCACAUUCCCUAAAGAACCCAAGGCACAACACACUCUCACACCAAGAAAACAUUUUAUACUUCCCACAACCUUUCAUUGUUAUACUUGUGCUCAUUUCUCUUCCCUUUUUUAUUUAUUUAUUUUUUUCUCGAAUGCAGCCCAAAUAAUUCUAUGCAGAUGUAGUCUCAACAUUGUUUUCUACUUGCCUUUCUAUUCUUGAAGGGAAGCUCUGCCUUAAUGUGAAGGUGAAUGGAGAGAGCAUUCCAGUGGACAGCAACGUGAGGCCCCCACCAUCAACUGCACCAACAGGAAAUAUUAUACUGUAGGAGCUUUUUUUUUUUUUUUUUUCUCUCUUUCACUGUGUUAAUGAUUGAAUAGUGCAAUGUCUUUAUACAAAUUGUGUAUGGGUAAAAUUUAAGCAACUUCACUGUGUAUGUGUAUAGCAUUGUAUUUUGUUUAUUUCCCCUUAGAAUCAUUCCUUAUUUCCACCUUUUUCAUUAUCAUGCAGCUCACCAUUACAGUGGCUCAGCUCUCCCACCAUAACUGGCUAGACCCAGGCCUCCCACAUAUAUCCAAAAUAUUCACGUAUAUAAAUGUAUUAUUGUUGAUUCCUUUCCUCUCAUGUUUCACGACCUAGUAGCAGAUUGGUGAGUGAGGAGUCCUGAGCUGGGUGGUCAUGGUGGAUGGGUCAAGCCAGUGUUUAGUACUGUAUAUGUUUUGUCCUCAACAAGUGGAUGAAAUCUUUGCUUAUGUUAUUUCAGGCAGUGAACACUUCUUUUCUUUGUUCACUGAGAUGGACCAUUAUGGAACAAUUUGCUAAGUAGAAUUUCUAAUUGAUUUCUGGCAGUGUGUCAUUAAGUUUGUUAUUAUUUUAUUUAUUUUCAUUUCAUUUAGAUCAUUGGAUUUUCAAAGAAUGCUAUAUAACAAAAAUGUGUAACUGACUUUUUUUUUUUUUUUUCAAAAUAUUCUGUCAAUAUAUGUACAAUCUUGCAAUUUUUAGAAAGUUCUGUUAGUAUCACCAACAUUGGAAUUUCCCAGGGCAUCAUUCAUCUCAUAUAAGUUCCCAUUCUUGUUGAAAUUGUAGACCUUCAGUUGUAUUCAAAUAUAUUUUAUGUGGUUGGUAAUUUUAGUGUUAUCAAUCAUUCAGAAUUAAUUUUGAGAGCUCUAGUGUAGAUUCUUACAUUAUCAGUAAUUGUUAUGACUUAUUUUAUGCUAUUUUAUUCAGUUUGUUUUACCCUAUUUCAUGGUCACAAACUUUUAAAUGAAUUUUGGCAUGUUUGUAAGUCUGAAAUAGUUAUUUAUUGCUUUCCAUUUUUGUAAAUAUUUGCAUAUCACUUAUGUUUUCCCAAUCAUCAGUAUAAAUCAUUCACAUGCCACAUUUUCACUUAUGGUUUUUCAUUUUUACAUUGCAGUUCACAAGACAAUGUUACUUCAGUUGUAUAUUAUGUAUUUGUUACUGUGGUAAAAGAGAGUUGGCAGAGGCUCACAGUCUGUGUAUAGCAGUUACCUUGUAGAUAAGUUGAAUAACAGAUUCAGGGAAUGCUUGCAUGUUUUGCCAUGUUGGAGAUGUACCUCUCACAUCUGGUUACAUUAGAUCUGACUGGCCCCCUUCAUCCAAUCCAUUUCCUGUCAGUGUAACUGAUCUCUUGCCACAAUGAUGCAUCAAUCCCUUAGGUCAUGGGUGGUGGCAUCCUGAACCUCAUUCCCAAACAAUCAUCUGGCUUGGGUUCAAAAUCCUUCCCCAGAUGUGUCUCACCAACACUUGCUCCAGGCAGCUUCAAGUUUGGCGGUGUGUUCCCAGGCACAUCCCAUGUUAGACCUGUGAGCUCGUCGCUGGAGUGCUGGCGCUCACAAUGUCAGAAAAAAAGAUGAUACACAACUGUCUCUAAAGCAGCACAAAGAUUUGCUCAUUAACUCCAGUCAAAAAACAUUCAAGUUCUUUAGCAGUGCGACAUUGUGCGAGUUUGCAUCACCAGACUGACCUAGUGCAGGACUCCUUAGCUGGAGAGAUGGUGGGGCUGGGGAGUCCCCACCAGGGACAUCCUCAAUGUGACUUUAUUAGAAUUCAUUCAUUUUUAUAGAAAAAAUCUUAAAUUCAUCCAUUAUUUGAAGUCAGCUGUGUAUAAUAGAUGUCAUACAUCUCUCUGCCCAUACAUAUGAGAACUAUUCUAUGAUGGAGUAUUUAGUGUUAAUAUAUUGCAGAUUCUAUCCCACAUAUCUCAAACUUCAUUCAUUAUAUGUGUAUGAUAUAGGUCAGGUCAGAACCUUGAAUAAAUAAUUUCCAGAAUACAUGGUUGCCUGAAAUCAUCUUGUCCAAGUUCUAUUUAUGUGUUCACAAUUAUAAAACAAGAGAGAUAGCAAAUUGUUGACAAUGUGAAAGCUCAGGUUGCAUCAUACAGUGUUGCAUCUCAUUUUGUACAUAAAUAGUGCAAUUGGCCAGAUUCAUUUUGCUUCUCUCUGUCUACUGACUCCAGAUGAUUGUUAAUAAGGUGUGAAAAGUGUAGACAGCAAUAAAAAUGAGUUUCUGUAGUCCUUUAGGCUCAUCACCACAAUGGAGCCUUUUCAGUGAAAGAUUAUUGUUGAAUUGGAAACUAAUAAGUUGUGUUGUUUUGCCUCCUCUUUGUUCUUUGUUGUCAAUGUGUAGACCAGCAACAAGCCAGAUACUUCCCUUUGGUAGACAUUAAGUUAAUGGACCAGUGAAUCACUGAAAUUUGCACACACACACACACACACACACACACACACACACACACACACACACACACACACACACACACACACACACACACACACACACACACACACACACACACCAAGUUACUUAAAACUUAGCACCUUGAUAGGCACAUAGUUGCUUCUUAAGGAGUAUGUGAUUCAUUGAUUGUUACAUUACGCGUGCGCGCAAACACACACACACACACACACACACACACACACACACACACACACACACACAUAACUAAGAACUUAGAAUGUCCCCAAAGUUUGAAGCCAUAUUGAUGUAUUAACCUGCAGCCAAGUGCAUAAGACAUUCUUGUUCCUUUAAGAGCUGAUUGGAAAUGUGCCUGGUAGGGUGGUGGAAGGCAUAGGCCACAUGGAAUGUCAAGGUUGGUGUAUCAUGAUCCUUAGCUAACUGGUUUCCAAGAAAAGCUUAAAGAGAUAAAGGUUUAGGGCAUUACUGUCAGAUGAGGAGUGGGUGAUGAAGUGUAUAAUUUCCCUAAAAUUGGAGUACAUCAUAUUCAUCUUUCAAGUGCAUUAUCUAACCAUAUUUUUGCAAAACCUUGAAGCAACACAUUGUACCAAUAUAUGUUGUCCUUUGUACAAAUGCACAAUUUUUUGUACAGCAUCUGCAUGAAUAGAAUUUCAUGAAGGUGCUUCCUUUAUACAUACAUAUACAGAUAUUUACCCGAAUUUAUAAAGAAUAUACUGUCACAAGUUGAGGCGGAAGGAGCGGUUGUGAAGGCGCUUGGUCAACAUGACUGUCUUGAGGCACAACCACCAUUAAAGUGCUGCAUUCA